CCGCCAUAGCUGCCAAGUUAUCCCUUUUUUAAAGGGAUUUUCCCUUAUGCUGAAUAGGCUUCCUCGCGAAAAAGGGAAAACUUGGCAGCUAUGUUCUCCGCGGGACAACUUUGAAAGGCUGAGUCGCAGCUCCGGCGCAACUGAUUGCGGUGACGCAGCUCUUUGCCAAUGCUCAGAGGCACUCUGGCUUUUAGCCUGACCUUUCCUUCCCAGGACGGAGCCCUGGCAAUGCAUCCACCCCGCCUUCUGCCGCUGAGCAGAUACAACAGAGCAGCAAGCGAGGGCUUUUUAUCUUGGCCACCAAGGUGGCCAAAUAGCAGCGGCAAAACCUUUUCUAGGGCGGGAAAACGCGGCGAGACGAAACGCGCUUCGCUGUGGGCGCUGCGGCGGCGGCCGGCUUAGCGCUGUCUCUCUGCCUGGGAAUCUCCCUGUCCUCCGCCGCGCCACUUACUCCCGAGUAAACAUGCUUGGCCGGGGCUCUGCGGGAAGCCUCCUCCCCCCUCUGCCUCCAGCUCAGCCCAGCUCCCCUCCGCCUUGGAUUAAGCAGCCGCUUGCUCCCGCCCCCGGCUGCUCUCCUGCUAAAUCUCCGCGGUGCCGAGGGCCCCAAAUAAAUCCCGGGGAGGGAGGCCGGCCGGCCGUGUAAUCCGAUUCCCGGGAGGGCGCGAGGGGGCCAGGCCUGGGCGGAGGGCUAACUUCCCUGCCGCCCUUGAUUCCGCCACACAGACGAGCCGGGGGCAGCAGCCGGAGCUGCAGGCUCCGAGGAGGAGCCGCCUCUCAAGCUCUAGGUGACCCCCGAGCCGAGGUGCUCCUUUCUCCACGCAGCCCGGCCACCCCGAGGAGCCACGGCGGCGGCGGAGGGAGAGCGCGCGCGCUCACGCGGCUACAAGACGACCGCAGAUGGGAAGCCUGCAGGCAAGGACUGUCUUGUUCUCCUUGCUGUUACCUUAUGUACGGUAUGCCCUUCCAUCUCUUUGCUCUGAUCUGCUGACAACUGCAUAUCCCGGCAGCUCCCAAAUCCACAAGAUGUCAAAUAACCCAUGUGCCAGGUAACAUUCCAUGCAUACCUUGCCUGUCAACUGGCAGGUCUUGCAGAGUGACUCUGGACAGAAAGGAAGACUCCCUAUCCCAGCCAUGGCUGCACCAAGGAAAGGUUUAAGUGCCUCCCCUCCCGAUGGUGGCUGGGGGUGGAUGAUUGUGAUCGGCUGCUUCCUUGUUACUAUCUGCACGAGAGCGGUAACAAGGUGCAUCUCAAUUUUUUUUGUGGAGUUCCAGACUUACUUUGCUCAAGAUUAUGCCCGGACAGCUUGGAUCCAUUCCAUAGUAGACUGUGCUACAAUGUUUUGUGCUCCGCUGGGGAGUUUAAUCAGCAACCACCUCUCCUGCCAAGUGGGCAUCAUUCUGGGAGGACUUCUUGCAUCUGCUGGACUUAUCCUGAGCUCCUUUGCCACAAGCCUAGAACAUCUUUACCUUUCCUUAGGAAUUCUUACAGGCCUGGGAUUUGCACUUUCUUAUUCACCAGCCAUAGCCAUGGUGGGCAACUAUUUCAACAAGAGGAAAGCCCUGGCUUAUGGGAUGGCCAUGUCGGGCAGCGGAAUUGGCACCUUUAUACUCGCCCCGGUGGUCCAGCUCCUAAUUGAACAGUUUUCCUGGCGGGGAGCCUUGCUCAUCCUGGGAGGUUUCGUUUUAAACCUCUGCGUCUGCGGUGCCUUGAUGAGACCGGUUGCAGGCAAAGAGGACCGUAAGAGCGUGCCCGACUUCCCAGAGCAGGAGUUUGGGCCGGAAGCACAGAAGCAGGACUUGACGCAGUGGUCGGUCUGCUCCCCUCUGAUCAAAGUCUGGUCCCACAAAUACCUGUGCCAAUGCUCGUGGCAGGAGUACCACUUUCUGCUGAGGCCGGACUUUGUGGUGCUCGCGGUGUCCAUCUUGUUCAUGGCUUACGGCUGCAGCCCCCUCUUCGUUUACCUGGUGCCUUAUGCCUUAAGGGUCGGGAUGAGUCAUCAGCAGGCAGCCUUCCUCAUGUCCAUCCUUGGGGUUGUCGACAUCAUCGGCAACAUCACUUUUGGAUGGCUGACAGAUAGACGGUGUUUGAAGAAGUAUCGUUACGUUUGCUACUUCUUUGCGGUGGGGAUGGAUGGCCUGUGCUGCCUUUUCCUUCCGGUGCUCCAGAGCUUUCCGCUCCUUGUGCCUUUCUCCUUCACCUUCGGGUAUUUCGACGGAGCCUACAUCACGCUUCUCCCAGUGGUGACCGCGGACGUGGUGGGCACGGCUUCCUUGUCAUCCGCCCUCGGGGUGGUGUACUUCCUUCACGCCAUACCCUACCUGAUCAGCCCACCUGUUGCAGGUUGGCUUGUGGACACAACUGGCAACUACAUGGCCUCGUUUCUGCUGUGUGGGUUUUCCAUGAUAUUCAGCUCGAUGCUACUGUGUUGCGCAAGAUUAGCCAAGAAGGCGAAACGGACUCCCUUGAGGCCUGGGGCCAAGCAACCAAGCUGGACAAAUGGAGCCAUUGCCUAUUCUGUAACUAGAGAAUUAGAUCACAGAGGUGUGGAGCUGCUGGCCAGUGAGGCAAACAGCUAUAGCAAAAGAUGACAACGUGCUUGAAAGGGCCCUCCCCAUCUCCUUAGCGUACCCAAGAACCUUUUGCUAAGAUAGAUUUUUGUUAAGUCUUGCUACACUAUUUGAAGAUGUUCCUCCCCACUGGAAGAAAGGAGAGAAGGAGUGCUCCAUUGCAUGGGAGUUUUGUUUUCUGUCCUUUCAGCAGGUCAAAAGCCUGUGCCCUAAUGAGGAUAGCAGAGAAGGAGGAAGUUCUUCUCUGAGGAUGUAGUUAAGAUAGUUUCUAACACAGUGCCAGGGAGGUGAGGGUGCCCCUGUAUGCACAAAGAAGGCAAACUAGACAUUCAAAUAGAUGAUAAAAUUGUGUGUAAAACAAUGUUGACACAGUAAAAAGCCUUUUAAUUUUGCACGUGGCGGGUCUUGCCUGGAAUAAGCAGGGGUGAAAAAAGGUUAAAUGUGUUCUUUGGUUAACUCUGAAAAAUCAACAGAUGCCUAAGGAACUUGGCUGUAGACCUGCUGUUUUAUACUGUGGUUAACAUCAUUUCAAAAGGUCACAAAAUCUGCUUUGUGAUGUGCCUAGAUUUGAUAAACAACUGGGAUGUGGCUUUUGGAAGGCUGGCGAUUCUCACAGGUUUCUUCUUUAAAACAUCUGAAAACAAUUUGAGGGAACGAAUGGAAGGAACGAAUUUCCAUUUGAAAAAACUCAUAGCGAAGCUGGCUCUAGCAUCACAAGGGGUUGUUGCGACAUUGCUGGCACGAAGGCAGCUUUCUACUGAGCAAUACUGAGCUUUUGCAGUAUUGAUCUGUAAAGUAAACACACUGGAAUAUCUUGAGUGAUGCAUCCAACCAACCAUGUGGGUUCUUGCUUGUGAUGUAGCCACUUAAGUGCAGUUGUCUAUGGUAAGCUUCACCCUCUUGUUUGGGAAGUAUAAUACAAUGAACGCCUAGAAAGGGGCCUACGUUAAAUUUAACUAAGGUUUGUUCCUGAGAGUCACCUAUAUUUUAAAGCCUUUUUGAUUUCCUAAAAGGCAGUUAAUUUUAGCUUUGAUAUUCUUUGUGUGCUUGUUCUGCUCAGUUGCACACUUAUUAAAACCCAGAGAACACUCAUUGUUGAUGAGUGCAUGCAAGAGAUGGGGGAGAAAUGAGUUCAGUUUGCAUUUGAAGUUGAUGCAGAUGAAUCCUUUCUCCAUUCCUUCAGUGAAUGCAUCCAGUGUUAAUAAUGCAGGUGGUGCUGUCUAAACCACUGAGCCUCUUCGGCUUGCCGAUCAGAAGGUUGGCGGUUCGAAUCCCUGUGACUGAGUGAGCUCCUGUUGCUCUGUCCCAGCUCCUGUCAACCUAGCAGUUCAAAAGCAUGCCAGUGCAAGUAGAUAAAUAGGUACUGCUGUAGCAGGAAAUUAAACAGUGUUUCCAUGCGCUCUGGCUUCCAUCACGGUGUUCCAUUGCGCCAGAAGCGGUUUAGUUAUGCUGGCCACAUGACGCAGAAAGCUGUCUAUGGACAAACGCCGGCUCCCUCAGCCUGAAAGCGAGAUGAGCACUGCACCCCAUAGUUGCCUUUGACUGGACUUAACCGUCUAGGGGUCCUUUACCUUUUCCAUUUUUUAAUAAUGAACAUUCUCUGGAUUCUGAUGAGCUUGAUAGUGAACAGACCCAGUUUACACUUCCUGAACAAUAUGUGAGCCAAAACACAGCGCUCCUUACAAAUUUGCCUCUUUUGCCUUGUAUUUCUCCAACCGAGAAUGUGUACAUGUGAUUGAAAAGUGCACGUGGAAUGCAUAUAUUAGUAAAAUCCAGCCCCUGCCCAACAAAGAUGCAUUAUGUCAGAAGAAAACUGCUUGCCGAAAUGCAUAUACUAAGCAGAAGUAUGCAAGUGGAAGGCAUUUCUCUGCGUUUCAGCCACAUCUCCUGCUUAAUAGCAUAACAAUUAUAAAGCAUUGCAGUGGCUCUUUUUAUAGGCAUAGCUAGCCACAUUUGCUUGUUUAUGAUGCAGUUAUGUGGGUGCAACCUGUUUGUGUGAGGCAGUUCUCUCUGUGCAGUUGUGGUCACUUCAAAUAACCUAUAUUAUGGCAUAGCUGGAAUCUGCACAUCUGUACUGAAGCGGUUUCAUAUAUAUAACUUCCCACGUGGGGUGGCAAAUGGUUUUGCAUUGUUCACGGUUGGUGUGUAUUGGACCUUGUCUGUUCUGUUGGCCAAAAGUAAGAAUUCUAUUACAUGAUCACCCACAUGCAGGAGAGACAUUCCAAUAAUGGUUGAUCUUACAAAUGGCUACUAGACCUCUUCAAGUUUCCUUAACGCAAACCAUGAGGAAACUUUUUUGGUCACUCAAGGGUAAUCCAUGAGGUGACACAUGCAGAGAAUUAAGUGGGUGGGACUGCUGCCUUGUUUCUGUCUCCUCCUCCUCC
Molecule: messenger RNA, 4952 nt
Organism: Zootoca vivipara (common lizard)
Lineage: Eukaryota; Metazoa; Chordata; Lepidosauria; Squamata; Lacertidae
Gene: SLC16A12
Product: solute carrier family 16 member 12
Biological process (GO): creatine transmembrane transport
Molecular function (GO): transmembrane transporter activity
Source: RefSeq, a predicted model, not a curated record